Drosophila suzukii is the source of this 1495-nucleotide messenger RNA. RefSeq names its product splicing factor 2 (gene SF2). Lineage: Eukaryota; Metazoa; Arthropoda; Insecta; Diptera; Drosophilidae. The record is from RefSeq and is a predicted model, not a curated record. Gene Ontology annotation, molecular function: mRNA binding. Gene Ontology annotation, cellular component: cytoplasm; nucleus.
UCCCUCCAACGGUCAUACUGCGUCGGCCAUUUGUAUUUGCGUGACAGGAAAAAGUUCUGUGAAAAUCGAACAAGAAUUUCAGCAAGCAAGUCAACCACAUCGUCUGAUUUAAACUGGAAAAAAUGGGAUCACGCAACGAGUGCCGCAUUUAUGUGGGUAACCUGCCGCCGGACAUCCGCACCAAGGACAUCCAGGAUCUGUUCCACAAGUUCGGCAAAGUUACAUUUGUCGACCUGAAGAAUCGGCGUGGUCCGCCAUUUGCUUUUGUUGAGUUCGAAGAUGCGCGCGAUGCCGAUGAUGCGGUUAAGGCGCGCGAUGGCUACGACUACGACGGGUACCGCCUACGCGUGGAAUUCCCACGGGGCGGUGGUCCGGGCAGCUAUCGCGGCGGCAACCGCAACGACCGCAGCCGGGACGGCGGCGGACGCAUGGGCGGACGCGGACCCCCGGCCAAGCGCUCACAGUAUCGCGUCAUGGUCACCGGACUGCCCGCCUCCGGAUCGUGGCAGGAUCUCAAGGACCACAUGCGCGAGGCCGGCGACGUCUGUUUCGCAGACACCUACAAGGACGGGUCCGGCGUGGUGGAGUUCCUGCGUCACGAGGACAUGAAGUACGCCAUCAAAAAGCUGGACGACUCUCGCUUCCGUUCGCAUGAGGGCGAGGUUGCCUACAUUCGCGUACGCGAGGAUAGCGGUGAUAACGAUCGCAGUGGUGGUGGCGGCGGCGGUAGUGGAGGAGGUGGUGGUGGCGGCGGCGGUGGUGGAGGAGGAGGCCGGGACUACCGCGACAGAUCUCGCUCGCGUUCUUUCUCGUCACGACCUCGUCGUCGUGGCACACCAACCUACUCCCCAGUGCGACGUCAAUCUUAUUCCAGGUCUCGCUCUCGCUCUAACUAUUAAACACUACCAAGCAUUAUCCAUUAAUAUAUAAUAUUUCUACGAGCAGGAAACAUUAGGAAAAGCAAGCUAAAUUAAGAAAGCCCAUUGAAUAUUUGUUCAAGACCGACCCCCACAUAUACCACUUUGUAAAUUGACUAUUCAAGCCAUCUGCGAACCAAUCAAGUUUGAUCAUUCAAAUUCCGAACUCUCAUCGAAGCCAACAUACAAACAUAUUUCAAAAACAACUUGCUUUUCCAACUGUAUCACACGUUCUAAGAAGCAGAGAUGUUCUCUUAAAUUAUAAUCCACCGGAAAUAAUUUGACAAAAACUGUUCAAAAAUGGCACUGGUAAACCAGGGAAUUCUCUUUGGCUACAACCCGUCGGCAUUCCUUGAUUUGCUUUUGUCUUAUUUUGAGCCUUUGCCUCUGCACACUAAAAUUAUAAUAUAAACUGAACUUUGGCUGCAUAUUCACCAAGCGUAAUUUAUUAGAAUCUACCUUAACGAAAACAAGAAACAUCGAUACAGAAUAAAUAUGUCUAUAAUGAGAGAAAGAAACAGAAACCCGAACACAACGCAAUGUCAACCACAUUGAAAAACAAACUAUUAAUACUUUAA